UGUUAAUAUCUGGGAAUGCAAAUUAAAUUCCAUUUAUAUUUUAAUCUGUGGAUGAACGCUUAGUGACUUCUAGUUUCAUGUUGAGAACUUUAUACAGUGAAGUUUUGUGACUUAAGAGCAUAGAAAAGCUGCAUUAUAAUCUUUAUUGGAAACCAUCAUACUUCUCCUGGUGAAUAUAGAUUGACAAUUGACAUUUUCUGCAAUGGGUUUAUUACGUUUGUUAAUCUGAGGGCCCAACGUCUCCUCUCCAUUCCUUUGUCGAUCAUUGAAGAAGGUUUUGAACCUGCAUGAGUCUUUCAACUUUGAUUGUUACUAUUUGCAGAAGCUUUUAUAAGUCUGCAUCUCUUAUCAACAAGAGAUACAGGAUCAUAGUCUCCUAACACAUUAACUCAGAAGGCCAACUUGUGGAUGCGUAUCUCCAUUUUUGACUAAGUUGGGAGAAUGCCCAUCUUUAGAGAUAAAUGAAGUUGCUAUAGGCAUAAGCAAUUGAUGUUUGCAAAUUGCAAGUGUUGCUGUUGCUCCCCGGGGAGAUUCUGCUCAGCACAGGUCAGCAAUCAAGGUUGUAGGACUGAUCUGGAAGGAUGCCGACCUCGGGAUUCGGGUGCUUCUACUCUGCUCGGUCGAUCCAAUAGGAAUGGGCUCAGAUGCUUUGGCGCAAGCUCGAACAUGCAAGGACCGCAGCAUGGGCUGUGUGUUGGAUGAAUCCUCAAACACCACGUCAUUAUGUUCAUGAACUGCCACAUCACUUGCCCCUCCACUUCCUCAGCGAGAGAGUACAAGCCUGGCUUGAUGACAUCAACCUCUGGAUGUUUAGUACCAUCUCAUAAUUUUGAAUCCUCCAUUGGAAUGUGCAGCACUUGGAAUCUCGUGCUGCAAUCAUGGUGGAUCGCUCUGAAUCUGGGCUUGUCAUUAAACAUUUUAACGAUGCCGCUUUUUUUGCAGCGCAUAGGGCAUGUGCUGCCUUCUGGAUGGUAGACUCCCAGGGCAUGAUCUUUGUCAAGAGUUUGGUAAAAAGAGGCCUUCAUCUGAGCUAUGCAUUUGGAGGUAUCUGGUUCAUUCGUUGUGUUAUAAAAGAGGAAGGUGGUGCCCCUUCUCCUUCUCCACUUUUGUCUUCUUCCUGAGUUCUUGGGACCAUAGUUCUAGACUUUUUUGGCCUUAAGUAGAUGUGUAAAGAGCACCUCCUAUCUUUAACAAGUAUAUCCUCUUCAUCUUCUCUUGCUGGGUCGUCUUCUAGGGCGACCUGUACCCAUUAGAGCUACGUCAGCCGAGUCGGACGGAGUCCUCUCUGAAGCCGACCUUGACCUGAUUAGGGGAACAUAUAAUAUUCAGGCCUCUGUGGGGCUUAGGUUGCUCCUUCUUAAUGAGGGGGUCUUCAAUCAGAGGGCAGAUCAGUUGUCCUUGUAUGAAGACACCCUCAAAGUGGAGUUUAGGAUCCUUAUUCAUCCGUUUAUUAUCAAGGUGUUAGGUAUCUAUGUGCUAGCCCCCAUGCAGCUCAUCCCCAACAAUUGGUGGAUGAUCGUGGGUUUUAUUUGUUUUUGUGCUUUUCACAACUUAAAGUUUAGUGUAGAUGUUUUUAUAUUCUUUUAUAUUUUAAAGAAGCAUCCUACCGAGAAUGGAUGGUGGUACUUGACCUCGGGGAAGAGCAUCAGGUUUUUACUUGACAAUCCCUCUUUCAUUCAUAGGUGGAAGGAUAUGUACUUCAUGGCCAUAUCUUCCUCUGAUCGUUGGUAUGUCUCCACCAGUUGGGGUACCAUUGUUGAGAGGCCCAACAAGGUAGUCUUUCUGAAGCACUGGGAGAAGGAAACAAUAGAAUCCUUGGGCCGAUUGAGGGCGAUAAGUCCCAACCAGCUAUUUUCAGAAACUGAGAUGGCCUUACAGCAAGAAGAUAGGAUGAAAGCUGCUCAAGAUGUCAGGAAUAGGGCGGUGGAGGAAAUUUUAGCUGGGCCUUCCAAGAAGCUGAAAUUGCUCCUUUCCAUACCACGAGAAGAACCACUAGUUAAAUCGCGUCCCAUCUAGCUGCAGGACAUUCAGGUGUUGGUAGCCCGUGAAGAAGGCAUGCUAGAGUCUUUUGCUCAAACCUCGUUGUUCAAUCCGGGUGUGAGCUUUGGAGCCUGCAGGGAGUGCCGUGGGACAAGCCUUCUGGGUCCAUGGCUCCGCAAGAGGAGGUCCGCCAUGGGAAGGCUUUAAGGGCUCAGGAAUCUAGCCAAGGUCCGA
Phoenix dactylifera (date palm) is the source of this 2214-nucleotide messenger RNA. Lineage: Eukaryota; Viridiplantae; Streptophyta; Magnoliopsida; Arecales; Arecaceae. The record is from RefSeq and is a predicted model, not a curated record.